GACCUCUCGGCGCAAUCGCACGUGUCCCGAUAGAACGGGCACACGGCGCCACCGUGCCAGGAUUUCCGAGCUUUUUCCCAUCCUCCGCGAGGAGCGAAAUUCAGUGCUCGGCCCGCAACCGUGUCGCACCGCCCCCGGCCGCUUCGACGCUCCGUGCGAUCGCGGUUGAGUCGCGUGGAGAUCGAAAGGACGAGCGUUAUCGUUAGCGAUACCGUUAUCGAAUUAAACGAUUUCCAAACAUCGCUGCGUGAUUUUUUUCCUAUAUAACUUUUAACAACGAUAAUUUCUAAUAAUUUUCUGAUUUUGUUGAAAAAAAAAACGCGAGAAACCGGCUGAUUAUGCUCGGGACGAUUUUCCGGUACCGCGAGAACGACGGAUCUCGCGGUUAUCGGCGAUAACGUGAAGAGCGAGAGGACGGGCACGCCGAAACGAGCGACAGUCACGGCAUUAUGCCGGUAACGAUCGACGUGAUUUUGUGGGUGCUUCACGAAGGGCCGCGAACAGAGAGCGAUCGUUCGGAUCGGAUGGUAGUGGGCAGGUCGCUGUCGGGCGCGGAGCGGCGCGUGAAUUAGAUCGAGAGAUGUGCGCGAAGUGAAAGAUGGCCCCGUUCCACGGCAUGGCCCUGCUGCUCCUGGGAAUCGGAUACCUGUUACACGCGGAACCACUUCACAGCGAACGCGGCAUCGCGUUCUUUCAUCUCAACAACGACACGUUCGGUAAAGGGGAGAAGUCGCAGCGCGGCACAAAGAAGACCCAUUUUUUCAAAGACACGCCGCAAAAAUUAACGGUGGCCAUAGGGCAGGCCGCUGUCCUGUUAUGUCGUGUUAAAAACCUAGGAAACAGAACUGUGUCUUGGAUCCGAAAAAGGGACCUACACAUCCUGACGUCCAUGUCGGUGACUUACACGAGCGACGCGAGAUUUACGGUAGUCGGCAAUCCGGAGACCGACGACUGGAAUCUGCGAAUAGAUUACGUGCAACCGCGGGACGCCGGCAUUUACGAGUGUCAGGUUAAUACAGAACCGAAGAUAUAUAGAGCCGUGGCACUGAAGGUUUUGGAUAUACAGGCGAGGAUCACGGGUUCCCAGGAGUUGUACAUCAGGAAGGGUAGCACAAUCAGCUUAACCUGCAUCAUAGAACUGCAGGAUCUGCCUCCAAGCAACGUGACCUGGUACCACGCCGGUGCGGUAAUCGAUUUCGACGGUCCAAGGGGUGGCGUAUCGCUGGAGACGGAGAAGGGUAAGCGUGGUACCACCAGCAAGCUCCUAAUAACGCGUGCUCAACUUAACGAUAGCGGUAAUUAUACAUGCGCUUCGAGCAAAGUCACCCCGGCGAGCGUCAUGGUGCACGUGCUAAACGGGGAGCAUCCCGCUGCGAUGCAGCACGGUGGCACCGGCGAUGUAAAUAGGAGACUCGUCCUUCUCGUCCUGAUUUUCCUCGUCGAUACGAUGUUCCGGUGAGCGACACGCCACCAAUCUCUUGCGAAUUCCUCCCGAAUUCGCUCCUCGAGGCGACCACAGGGAUGCACGCUCCGACGGAGAGGAAUCGAUGUGACACCGUGUGUCCGGCAUAUGAGUCGCAGUAAAAGUCGAAUUGUUUUUUUUCCUUUCUCUCUCCUAUACAUGGACGUUUCGCACGAUUGACGUAACGCUAAUUCAGAAUCAUUUGUUUGACGGAUUUUAAUCGACUCGGACUCCCUGGACUCUAAUAAUGAUCGCUCAAAUACCCCUGUCCGAGACGUCAGUACGGAUGUAACGUGUAUGUAAUGUAAUAAAUCUUUUGAAGUUA
Molecule: messenger RNA, 1787 nt
Organism: Wasmannia auropunctata (little fire ant)
Lineage: Eukaryota; Metazoa; Arthropoda; Insecta; Hymenoptera; Formicidae
Product: hemicentin-1-like
Exons: 6
Coding region: 599-1459 (286 amino acids)
Biological process (GO): synapse organization
Cellular component (GO): neuron projection membrane
Source: RefSeq, a predicted model, not a curated record